This is a messenger RNA of Scomber scombrus (Atlantic mackerel), 648 nucleotides long. It is a transcript of the gene ift43, whose product is annotated as intraflagellar transport protein 43 homolog A. The transcript has 9 exons. The coding region runs from base 5 to 616 and encodes 203 amino acids. The record is from RefSeq and is a predicted model, not a curated record. NCBI's taxonomy places the organism in Eukaryota, Metazoa, Chordata, Actinopteri, Scombriformes, Scombridae. Gene Ontology annotation, cellular component: cilium; intraciliary transport particle A. Gene Ontology annotation, biological process: intraciliary retrograde transport.
AGAAAUGGACGAUAACUUUCAACUCGGAAAUGCUGGAUCGGUGAAAAGCGGUGCAAAAACUGGAAGAAGGGCUCGACUCACUGCGGACCAGUCGUCGUUUGAGGAAGCUCGUUAUGUUAGGAAGUCCUCCACCUCUGCUUCAAUGGGAGAGGGCCCCCCUCCUAAACCAGCCCGGAGGCAGGGCGGCUGGGCAGAAGAAAGCUCUGGGUCCGGUUCUGCCAAAUCUUCAAGACGACCUGCAGCUGAGGAUCUGGAAGACCGCCGCCUGCGACCACAAACUCCCCAGGGAUCAGAUGAUGAGGGAGAUAUUCCAGUGAUUCCAGACCUCGAUGAGGUGCAGGAAGAGGAUCUCACCAUGCAAGUUGCCGCUCCACCAAGCAUUCAGGUGAACCGGGUAAUGACCUACAGAGAUCUGGACAAUGAUCUGAAGUAUUACUCUGCGUUCCAGACCCUUGAUGGAGAGAUUGACUUGAAGCUCCUCACCAAGGUUUUAGCACCAGAGCAGGAGGUGAAAGAGGAAGAUGUGAGCUGGGACUGGGAUCAUCUGUUUACAGAGGUGUCCUCAGAGCUGCUGAUGGAAUGGGAUCAAGGAGAGAGUGAGGAGCAGGCUGCAUAGCUUGUAACAUGAGUAGGAGGUUUGGACAGAGA